AUGGAUACGAAUGGGACUGAUUAUCCAAAUGUUUCUGAUGCGGCGUAUUGUAGCCAUCCAGUGUUUUACUUCGCUAAACCCGAAAUCAUUGUAAUUGCAAUAAUUGGCAUACCGCAAUCUAUUCUUACUGCAGUGUGUAAUGUUUUCGUCAUUUUAACCUUCAUUCGGCGAAAAGAGCUUCAAACUCCUCAACAUUUCUAUUUCAUAAACCUCGCUUUUUGUGACCUUUUGCUCGGGAGCUUUUCCAUGCCGACUCGCCUUACACUGGAUUUGUUGGGAUGCUGGCCAGCUCCUUUUGCCUUCUGUCGCGUAUGUAAGAUCAUCGACUGGAUAUGUUCUGCGGAGACCGCAACAACCGUGAUGCUCAUUGCUCGCCAUCGCUACAAAAUGGUUACACACGGCGCACAGUUUGCCGCCGAAGAAAGUGGACGAUACGUUAUCCAGAAGAUCGUAUUGACCUGGGUCGUUAACAUUGGUUUUUACGGUACUAUCCAGUUUGUGGAUCUUUUUACUGGUCAGCGUUUGUCACCUAUGGGGCAGUGCAUGACUGAGUUCUUUCAAAUACAGUGGUUAGGUGACUUGGCGAUUUUAACAGAAAACAUACUGCCUUCUGUUGUCGUUGUCAUUAUAUAUGUGCUGGUUUAUAUGACGUUAAGACAGCGGAGGAAACGUAUCGUAAUGGCCCUCGAAGAAUCCCACCAAGUAAAGGAUGAGAAAGAGAAAAGUGGAACGAACCGACAAAGCCAUAGACGAACCACCAAGCAAGGGACAACAAUGAUGCUGUUAUGCGCAGUUUUCCUGGCUGUGAAUUUCCCUUGUGCGCUUAUCAGCUUGGUCAUGUUGGUUUACGGGAAUACGUUUUCGUUGCUGCGAUGGUAUACCGUCUCUUUGUAUUUGUUCUACGGAAAUAGCCUCAUCAAUCCCAUUGUCUAUACUCUGAAAAUUCCCACCAUGAGGAUGAUCGUCGUGGGAUGCUUUAGAACGAAUAUCUGGGGGAGCAUGAGGUCGUGGCUGCGUCUGUGA
Paramacrobiotus metropolitanus is the source of this 1023-nucleotide messenger RNA. RefSeq names its product histamine H3 receptor-like. Gene Ontology annotation, cellular component: membrane; synapse; dendrite. Gene Ontology annotation, biological process: chemical synaptic transmission; adenylate cyclase-inhibiting G protein-coupled acetylcholine receptor signaling pathway; G protein-coupled receptor signaling pathway, coupled to cyclic nucleotide second messenger. The transcript has a single exon. Lineage: Eukaryota; Metazoa; Tardigrada; Eutardigrada; Parachela; Macrobiotidae. Bases 1 to 1023 code for a protein of 340 amino acids. The record is from RefSeq and is a predicted model, not a curated record. Gene Ontology annotation, molecular function: G protein-coupled acetylcholine receptor activity; G protein-coupled serotonin receptor activity.